This is a messenger RNA of Coturnix japonica (Japanese quail), 6070 nucleotides long. The record is from RefSeq and is a predicted model, not a curated record. Lineage: Eukaryota; Metazoa; Chordata; Aves; Galliformes; Phasianidae.
AUGGCCGACUGGUUAACUGAUCAGGUUGCCCGAGUGCCUCAACCUUUGUACGUGUGUGGUCUGGAACGUCAGCUUGGAGGCUCCACUGUGAAGCCAUUACGUUUGUUAGGACAUCGGCACUCCAUUUCUGCCCUGUCAUUUGGAAAUAAAAUCAAUCCGCUUCUCGUCUGCUCAGCUUCCCGUGAGCAUGUGAUAGUGUGGAAUGUUGAUGAAUGCACACAGAAACUACGAGGAGGGUUAACACCUCGAGGAAUUAUUAUUGGAACUCUUCAGAGAUUGGUGCUUCAUGUAAGAUUUAGUCCAGAUGAUCAACAAGUGGCAGUAUGUGCUGGAAAUCGAAUCUACGUGUUAAGUGUAAAGUAUGAAGCUAUACCAGUUGAAUUGAAUGGCCACCUGGCUCCAGUGACUGCUGCUGAGUUUUGCACGCGGGAGAAAAAUAUGCUUAUAUCAAUUUCUGAAGACAGGAGCUUUAAGAUAUGGGACUAUUCCACUGGACUGUUAAUACAUCAGUCAGGAGUAUUUACAGGAUUUCCUUUGCUAAGUCUGCUAGUUGACGAAGAAAAGAGACAGAUCAUCACUGGAUCUGCUGAAGGACAGCUUUGGAUCUUCAGUUUAAUCAGUGAUCAUAAUUACUGUUGUGUGACACGUAUUGACUUAAAGAAAGAGCAAGAGAAAUUCUAUAAUAAAAUCUGGAAAUCCGAAGAAGAAUUAGGUGAAAGACAAAAUGCUUCUGAGCUUUGCAGAACAAGCAGCAUGAAACCAGAGGGGCCAGUGGAAGCAUCAUUGCCUGUCCUCCUAAUUGAACACUGUGAUUAUUCAGUAUGUUUCCAUAAGGAAGAAAAUGAAUCCUGUGUCCAGAAUAGAAGCUAUUUUUGGAUAGGAACCUCUACUGGCUUGUUAUUAAUAAAUUCAGCAAACUUGGAAUUGGAAGCCUUUUUAUGUUACAAAGAUUACAGCGGCCUCAGCAUUCGAUUUGCUAGAUCGUGUUCAUUAAUGAAGAAAGCAGUUAAUGGAAAGGUUUUAUGCUUGGUCACCUCAAUGUUUGAAGACAUGAUUACUGUGUUGGAAGUUAACCCUGCUUUGUUGCUGACAUCUCAGCAGAGUGGUACUUGUAAAAGUGGAAAUGAAGAGAGUCUAUCAGUCAUUGCCAGGUGUCCUUUGUUGCCAAAAUCUCCAUUGUGUACAAAUUUAAAUAAAAAUAAAAAUAAAAAACAUCUGAGUAAAACAGAAAGAGUGAAAAGCACUAGGAAAGAUCAACCACUGGUAUUUCAUAAUAAAAUUAAGUCAUCUGGUUAUACAGCUUCACCACGAAUGACCAUGUUUACGCCAAAUACUAACCUGAAGAAAAAUGAGGUAUUAAAGUGCAAAACCAGUUUUAAAUGUACAAGUAAAGAAUAUCCCCUGGAAAGUUCUCCUCCAAUCAUCUCUAGCAGAGAAAUAUCUAUUGGCUUUGAACCAACUAGAAUUUGUUGCAUUCAGUAUUCUGGGGAUGGAAAUUACCUGGCCUGUGGGCUGGCUAACAAGACUGUACUGAUAUUCAACUCCGAUCUCACCAAUACACAUCAUGUUUUUGGAGGUCAUGAUGGUGUAGUUAAUUCUGUUGACUGGAGUCAUGACAAGAAGUGGAUAGUUUCUGCAUCGGAUGAUAGAACUGUAAGGGUCUGGUCAGUCUGCAAGAAUGAAGCUGCCCUAAUUCUGGGAAAAGAGAUGUUCCACAGGGCUGUAGGAUUUGCACAAUUUUAUUUUAUGGAUACAUUUAUGUUGCUGUGUUGCGGAGCUGAGUUUUAUUUAUUAAGUUGCCAUCUAGAUGCAGCAAAGGAUGACCUAAGACGAUACAAACGGAAAAGUAUUUGCAAAUUGGUAGAAACAUUUCCCAUGGCUUCAACAAUGGAGAUCACCAGCCUUUCAGCAGUAAAUGAUUUUUACUCUUAUAUUGUACUUACAGCUGGUAGCAACCGAGCACUGGAAGUUUUUGAUCUCAAUGCAGGCCGCAGCACUGCAGUGAUACCAGAAGCUCAUACUAGAGCAGUCCAUCAGAUCUGUCAAAACAAGGGAUCAGCCUUCAGCACUCAGAAACCUGAAGAUUACAACCUUUUCAUGACCACAGCUGUAGGUGAUGGCAUCAAACUCUGGGAUUUAAGAACUCUCAAGUGCGAACGUCGAUUUGAAGGCCAUAGUAGCCGCUCCUACCCAUGUGGAAUUGCAGUAUCUCCUUGUGGGAAGUUUAUAGCCAGUGGAUCAGAUGACAAAUGUGCUUAUAUAUAUGAUAUGCAUUCAAGUACCUUUUCAUAUAAACUGGGAGGACACACAGAUACUGUCAUUAAUGUGGCUUUUAAUCCCUUUUCGCCACAGAUUGACCUUCGUAGUCAUGAAAUGGAAACUGCAGGCAUGUUGGAAAACUUCAGAGGGAACGCAGCUGAGAGUUUGGAUCCUGAUGAAUAAGGCGGCAAAAAGAUGGGGCAAUGAAAAAUGGUCAGAACGUGUAUUUUCAGAGCAGAUGGCAAAUUUGUACUCAUUUGCCAUGACAAAUGUUAAACACAAAAUAUUUGCAACUGCAGUUGUUUAAGCUAGUAUAUUUUACUUCAUGUUUUUGAUGAACUGGAUGCACUGGGUCAACUUGACCUCACAUGUUCUAAUAGCAAGUUUACAACUCUUUACUUACUAUAUUACAUAUAUGUCCAUUCAACGUACUGCUUUAAGAUACUGAGGAAGGAAUUUCAUUUGUCUGUUUUCCCUUUAAGCAGUAGUGUGCAGUAUUGCAGGCUUUGUAUGAGGAUUGUCUGCCAAGAACUGCACUACAGUUGAUGUCUGGUGAGAAGUCAUUUCCUUUACCACCAUCCAACGAAAGAAGAUAGCUGCAUUUAUAUAUAUAUACCAAAGAAUACAGCUGCAUUUAUAUAUAUAUAAAAGGCACCAUGUUAUCUGAUAUAUAACACACUUUCUGAGGUUGGCUAUAUUCUUUCCUUCUCUUCUUGCGCUGUUAGCCAUCCUUAAUAAAAAAAACGCAACUGUUAGCAGUCCUUCAGUGAUGCAGAUAUGCAGUUUAAAUCUUGAAGAACAAGUAUGAAACUUGUUAAUAAUUCUGGAGAAAUUCUUCAAAUUUAAGUAAUUGCAUAACUAGUACAAUCUGAAAGGUUACAUGGUUUUUGAAAUUCAGUCUUACGACAAAACUACAGCUUGUCUUCUAUACUAAAUUUAAUCCUAUUCUAAGUAGCUCAUGGGAAAGAAGGUUCUUCAGCUCUACCACCCUUGGGAGCUUUUCAGUGUAGGUCAAUGUACAGUGCCAAGUUUGAUUCCUACCUGUUUAUAAUGUUUACACCUACAAAUUUUGGCCUUUGCCUUUAAAAGAACUGCUUUGAUGGUAAAACUGAAUAGAGCUGCUAGUUGUACCGCGAUCUUGCUAUAGGGUUGAUUCAGUGUGUAGGUAUCCUAUUAGGGUGAUGGAGAAGGUAAUCCUACUAAGUUUAUUCUAUUCCCUGAUAGUUCAUAACCAGAUUUUCUAUUUUCAAGUUCAUACAAUGUCUUUUCAUACAGUAGGAAUGAUGUUACUUUUACAGUUUCUAAUAAGCAGUAGUAAUGCUGUGUGCAACCUUGUGUAAUGUUAUUUAGCAGAAAAGUUUGUUUAUACCUACAAAAUGACUUGUAAGCGCAUAUGACAACUCUGAAGAAGGAUGGUGGAAUUUAAAAAAAAGGAAGAGAAAGCUGUCUCUUAGCUAGCAAGGACAAUACAGUUUAAUAAUGAGAUACUCAAGUCAUUCUAAGUACAUUGCCAGCAAACCACAGCUGUGCACCACAUGAUUUGAGGUAAAUAUGCUUGCACUGGUAAGCUUCUUAAUUCACAGUGCAUUUGUUAUAAAAUCUUUAGUGUAGUUCUUAGAAAUUUAGAUACUCUAUUGAAUGGCAUUAAUAGUCUGAAUGACACUUAGGGGUGGUACCAAACAAUUGGUUACUCAACUGUCUUGAGUUCUGUUUACCAAGAAUCCAGACAGGGAGGGCUGAGGUCAGUUGUGGACUGGAAGGAGAUAGAAUUGGCUGGGAGUAGGAAGGAAAGUCACUGACUGUACUCAUAGGGAUAAUCUGGAGAAAAAAGCUACUUGGAGAUAAUCAGAUAGAAAAUGAGGGUAAGGGGGAGUGUUGGAUUGUAACAAUAAGAACUGGAGGCAAAGGACCUACGUAUGAUAAUGGAGAGAUGAAGAGAGAGCCUAGAGGGAGGGAGUGAAAGCCCUGCAGAGAGAGGUAAGAGAAAAUAGCUGCAAGGAUAAGAAUAAUGGUUUCUACAGUUUUAGUUAUGCCUUUCUGAAAAAGAGAGCAAAAGUAAAAUGUCUCAUGCUUUGUUUCAAAGAUAGUGAGAAUGCACGGUUAUCUUAACAGUUCUAAAAAUUACUGUGCUCAAUGCCUCCGAAAAAGCUACCCUUCAAAGGACUGAAGCAGAGUUGCCAGAUAAAAUAAACAUGUCUUGCUCCUCUUGCACACUACAGAACUGUCUUGCAGGAACCAAUAAUAUAAUACUGAAAGGGAUAACCAAAUGAGCAUCUGCUUUUCAUGCUCCAUUAAGAAGCAUGUAGAAAAAUUCUGUGUGGUGGAAAUCUUGUACUUCAAAUACAGUCUUCUCCUUUGUCCUGAGGAACUGAAAUGAGAAAGUUCUGGCAAAAAGAGGAAAGACCAAACAUUAGUAGUUUGUUCAACUAUGUUUCUUAUAGAAAUUUUGAAGUAAGAAUUAGGAUUUAAUUAUCUUAUAUAGCCAUUUAGGAAGUUAUCUUUCAAAUACUGUAUUUCUUUUUCUUGCCAUCUUGUAAAGCUAGUCUGUAUUUCAUGUUUUUCUUAACAAAGAGCAUUCAGAGAAUGUAAUCUAACACCUGCUGAUACUAGAAACCAUUCUGUGGGAGGUUUCAGUUCUACAGUUCAGGGCUUUGUAGAGCAGGUAUAAAGUGUCUUCCUUCACCUUGAUUAAAAUUCAAAUGUUUCUAUUCCAAGAGGAUUAUCCUUUGCUACAUAGUCUUCGAGAAACUUAUGGCCAAAUCUACUGACAAUUAUUAUAUGAAUGAAUAGAAAUUGUUUAGGAUGGCAGAAUUCAGUCAUUAAAAAUGCAAUUAGAUGUAUGCAAGGAAAAUGAAGAAUGGAAUAAUCUGCAUUCCAAAUGAGCUUUUGGAAAAAGGAACACUAAAUCUUAGCUAACAUAUUAAAUAUGAAAAGAAAAACAGACACAACUUCUGUCUCAAAUUAAAAUAGCAGCAUAAAAUGGUUCCAGCUGUCCAGUGAAGUAUGAUAUUGCCACACCAAACAUUUUGGCCCAGCUUCUGGCUGUGUCUCAACUGUGUACAGCACAAGUGGGGAAAGAAGGAAGCAGAAAUUCUCUAAAGUUGCCCUUUGUACUUAUUUUCUUACAAACUUCCUGAUCUUCAUAUAAAUAACAGAAGCUCAGAACUGCGAGGUCCUUACUCCCAGCGAGCUUUCCUUGUAAACUGAUUUGGCAGAUGGGAGGCUUCUGUUUUGUUUUCUUCCUUUCUGGCCUGCAGCAUAUAUAGGCAGGAAAGAGUAGAUCCUGAUAAAGGGAUCGCGUAACUCUUUCUUUUAUUCCAUAUAAAUAAUCAACAGAUGGAAUCACUGUUUUUCCUAGCUGCUGGGUUUCUAAAGAAUGGUAUGAGGUGUCUAACAACUACAGUAACUUGUUUAUUAAAAUAAUGGCAUUGUAAUCUGAGGAGACUGGCUUAUCUAUGUUUUUUCCUAAUUUUGUAAUGUAUCUGCUUUGUCAGGCAUAUCUUGCUAGGUGAGACAUCCUGUGACAUCAUUUUUUACAGAAGGGCUUAAUUAUGAAAGAACCUUUCUUUGAACAAAUAGAUCAUUUUCCUACUGCCAUACAAUACCAUACUACAAGCCCAUGUCUGAGACUUGCUCCAUUCUUGCAUCCUUCAUUUCUGCUCUUCUAUGAACAUCUGGACAGAGUCACAUUUAUUUCUGCCAUUGUCUUUUUUGUCAGGAUUACCUGAUCAGGUAGCAACCUAUGCUGUGAGCUGAAGCGAACUUAGGUCAGGAGAAGAAUGUGUUAUACAUCUUCAGGUUGUCUUUUUAA